Molecule: messenger RNA, 1989 nt
Organism: Clunio marinus
Lineage: Eukaryota; Metazoa; Arthropoda; Insecta; Diptera; Chironomidae
Source: the annotation of a GenBank genome assembly
AUGAAAUUCGAGGAAAUUUUUAUAUUUUUAAUUUCUUUGUUCAGUGUCACAUGUACAAAAGAAGUCACUCUCGAUUGUAUUUUUUUGGACUUAUCGCAGCAUGAUGGAGAGUAUGAAUGUUAUGGAGCAUCAAAUGGCAUAUUUCGUGAAGGAGAUUCGCUCAUUAUUACAGGAGCACAUGUGGGAUCUUAUAGUGAUGAAGAUGUUCAAAUCUUUGUCCCAAGAUCUAAUCUUAGAUUUGAAGAUAUUCCAGGAGAAAUUCAAAAAAAAUUCCAAAACCUUAAUCAAUUUGAUGUUAAUGAAUGCGACGUGAAGAAUAUAACAAAUAAUUCAUUUAAAAAGUGUAACAAUCUAAGACGGAUAUUCCUGCACAAAAAUAAAUUGGAGGAAAUACCAGCAAAUUCAUUCGUAUACUGCAAGAUGCUGACUAGACUUGAUCUUGAUGAUAAUGCGAUAUCAAAAGUAAAUGAUGAAGCUUUUAGUGGACUUGAAAGUUUACAGGAAUUGGAUUUAUCAAAUAAUAAAAUUAGUGGAAUAACAAGAAACAUUUUUAAGCCUUUGGAAAGUUUAACUAAAUUGAAAUUGUCUGGAAAUGCCAUAAGAAUUAUUCAAUCAGAAGCAUUUAGAAGCUUGCAAAGUUUAAAGGAAUUGAUUCUCUCAAAUAAUAAAAUCAGUUUCUUAAAUCAAGAUUUAUUUAUCUCUUGUCAUGCCUUGGAAGUGUUAAUGUUAAACAACAAUCAAUUUUCACCUUUCCAAUCAGGAUUUUUGGAACCACUUAAGAACUUAAGAACUUUAGAUAUCAGUUUUAAUCGAUUAAAUCGUUUAAUUUCUAAAGAUUUUGGAACAUUGACAUCAUUAACUCAAUUUAAAGCAAGAGAUGCUUCAAUCGAUGCCAUUGAAAUUGAUUUGUUCUCUGAAAUGUUGAAUUUAACACAAGUUGACUUACGAAAUAACAUUUGUUCUGAUGCAAUUAUUCAAGAGAACUCUAACGAAUUAAUGGACAAAUUAAACAUCGAUCUUCAGAAAUGUUUUUCCAACUUUGAAAAUUCUUUUUGUGAAUAUUUUUAUGACAAUGAAAAUUUAUAUUCAUGUAAACUUUCUGCAAUUUUCUUAGAGGACCAACAAAACGAGUUUGCAAUAAGCGGAAGUCAUUUCAAUGGUGAUAAUGAUGAAAAUGUGAUGAAAAUUCAAACUUCUAAUUCACGCUUAGAAUUAUUCCCGGCAGUGAUUUCAAGAAAAUUUCCAAAUAUCAAGAAAUUGAAUUUGCGGAAUGUUCAACUUCAUCGUUUGGUACAAAACGAAUUUGAAAAUUUAAAAUAUUUAACUACUUUAGAUUUAAGACUUAAUCAUAUUUCAAACAUAAUUGAUGAUUGGUUUCAAAACUACGUGCCACUUAAACAAUUAAUUUUAAUAAGAAAUGAAAUUGAAGAAAUCGGAGAAAAUUCUUUCUCAGGUCUUGUUGAUUUAAAUUUUCUCGAUUUGUCGUUCAAUAAACUGAUUUCAGUUCCAUAUCAAGCAUUCAAAAACCUUUCAAAUUUGCGUUCUUUAUAUUUGAAUGGAAAUUUCAUCACUGCAUUGACUGAUGAAAAUUUUGAAAGUUUAAUUAAACUCAGAAUCUUGCGACUUGCUGGAAAUGAAAUUGAAACAAUCACUGAAAAAUCAUUUCAAAACCUUCAAAAUUUAAGAGAAAUUCAAAUGCAAGACAACAAAAUUUCAAAUCUUCCAAUAGAACUUUUCUCAUUUUGUGUAAAGUUGGAGUAUGUGAACUUGGAGCAUAAUCAACUGACUCACUUUACACCAAAAUAUUUUACAAAUUCUCUCAACUUAAACUAUUUGGAUUUGUCUUCAAAUAAAAUUCAAAUUAUAAGAGACAGAGAAGAGUUUAUGAAGUUAAAGCAACUUUCAUCUCUUUUCUUAUCAAAUAACGAAUGCUUCGAUGAGAAUUAUGACGAUUUCUAUUAUCAAGAUUUAAUGUUACCCGAAUGUUAA